This is a messenger RNA of Hyphopichia burtonii NRRL Y-1933, 675 nucleotides long. RefSeq names its product Moh1p (gene MOH1). Lineage: Eukaryota; Fungi; Ascomycota; Pichiomycetes; Serinales; Debaryomycetaceae. Bases 1 to 675 code for a protein of 224 amino acids. The transcript has a single exon. Gene Ontology annotation, cellular component: ubiquitin ligase complex. The record is from RefSeq and is a predicted model, not a curated record.
AUGGGGUUAAAAGAUACUGAAUUCUUUGAUAAUGAGAAUUAUGAAGCUACAACUACUCAAAUCAUCAUUUGCCAGCAAUGUUCAUCGCAUCUUUGUCUUUCGAACUUGAUCAUUUCCGAUGGGUUCACCGGAUCUAGUGGUGAGGCAUUACUAGUUGAUAAGAUUAUUAAUUAUCAAGCAGAUCCAGAGAUUAUCGAAAGUACAAUGUUAACUGGAGAUUAUCUCACUCGGUCAGUGCGUUGUAAACAGUGUCUUACCAGACUUGGAUGGACUUAUAAGAAGGCAUUUCGUCAACGAGAAGCUUAUAAGGAAGGAAAAUUUGUUAUUGAAAAGAAAUUUUUGAAAUCAAUUCCGAAUAAUUCAGCUACUUCUGAUUUGAUUGUGGAAGCAAGAAGAAAUAGUCUUGAUCGUCGUCGUAGAUCUUCAGCGACCAUUUCUCUGAGUAACUCUUCAAUUGAUGAAAUUAAUCAUCAUAAUUGCCAAAAUGAUUUUAAAUUUAAUAACCUACCUUUGGAUCCAUAUCUGAAAUCUUUGCUCACAACUCAUACUAGAAACUCUUUUAGCUUUAGAGAUUUCUAUAACGCCACUAGUAAUUCUAGAGUUAGACAUGGUGCAAUGGAAAAAGAUGAUUUUGAAGAAGAAGAUGAAGAUAAUGAAGUUUUUGUCGAUGUCUAA